GCUGAUUCAUUCACAUGACAACCCUGUCUAGUUUCGGUUAAGUCCUGUUUACCGGUGCUGUGAAAGUUAGUCCGGAGAAUCUGUUUUACAAGACGGAAACCAUCAUGUUAAAGUUAGUUUAGGAACCGCACGGAGAAGAUAAAUGGCUAAAGAGACCCGACGUCCGUCAGAGAGCUAACUCUGUUACUGUAACACACCGAGACGGCACAAAGAGGGUUAGCUAAACUGCCUCAGCAUCGUUGAUGUGCUGUUCACUCCAGUAGAUUUUUUUUGUAUUAACUUCCUCAAGGAAUUUACCAAAAUCCUGCAAAAUGACUCCAGAAGGGAAAAAGCUGGUUAACAUCAUUAUCCUAGGCUUCGGCUUUAUGUUCAUGUUCACUGCUUUCCAAACAUGCGGUAAUAUAGAGCAAACAGUUAUCAAGAGCUUCAACAGCACUGAGUUCCACGGUAGCGGGUACACAAGCAUGGCCAUCAUCUAUGGCGUUUUCUCUGCAUCCAACCUGAUCGCCCCGUCAGUAGUAACGGUCAUCGGACCGCAGCUGUCAAUGUUUUUUAGUGGGCUUUUGUACAGCGGCUACAUUGCUAUGUUCAUUUACCCGUACACGUGGAGCUUCUACACUGCGUCUGUGUUGGUUGGAAUAGGAGCAGCAGUCUUGUGGACUGCUCAGGGGAACGUUCUUGCCAUCAACUCCACUGAAAACACAAUUGGAAGAAAUAGCGGCAUAUUUUGGGCACUGCUGCAGUUCAGCUUAUUCUUUGGAAACAUUUACAUAUACUUUGCCUGGCAUGGACACACUCACAUAACAGACAAGGACCGUCAGACGGUGUUCAUCUCCCUCACCGUGAUCAGUCUGGUGGGUUGCUUCCUCUUCUUCUUGAUCCGGAAGCCGGACCCUGAACCGGCUGCCUCUGAGGCGUCGGAGUCGCUGCUGCAGGCGGAGUCGUCCGAGAGCGGCUCCACAGCCAGCCCACCUCGCCCUGGUCUCUGCUCGCAAGCUCUGGACGCUUUUGUUAAAGCCUGUAAAAUAUUUUUCACCAAAGAGAUGCUGCUGCUGAGCGUCUCCAUAGGAUACACAGGCUUGGAGCUCACUUUUUACAGCGGGGUUUACGGGACGUGCAUCGGCGCCAUGACCCGGUUUGGCCAAGAUGCGAAGGGUUUAAUCGGCAUCUCCGGCAUUUUCAUCGGCAUCGGCGAGAUCCUGGGAGGGGGCGUGUUUGGGAUGCUGAACAAGUGCAACCGGUUUGGGAGGAACCCGGUAGUGCUGCUGGGCCUCAUCACUCACUUCGUCGCCUUUUACCUGAUUUUCCUUAACAUUGCCAGCGACGCUCCGAUAGCCCCGGAGGCGGGAACAGACCUGCAGGCCUACAUCACCCCCAGUGUCGAGGUGGCGAUGCUGUGCAGCUUCUUGCUCGGUUUGGGCGACAGCUGCUUCAACACUCAGCUCCUCAGCAUCAUCGGCUUCACGUUCCACGACAACAGUGCCCCCGCCUUCGCUGCCUUCAAGUUCAUACAGUCCAUCAUGGCCGCUCUGGCCUUCUUCUACAGUAACUACCUGCUGCUGCACUGGCAGCUGCUCAUCCUGGUCGUGGUGGGUUUUCUGGGCACCGUGACCUUCUUUGUGGCCGAGGGCCGGGCCGAGUCCAGCAAGCGAGAAUCGGACUACGACAGCAUCUGACGUGGCGUCUGGUGAGGAUGAGGAGGGCGCAGCUGGAGCUGUUUCACCCUCCACAGCUGGGAAAAAACUCUGACACUGACACUGGGGGUAUCUGCCGUCUGGGUCUGUACGAAGCCCGGCGGUGGCUGCGGGAACCAAACUUUAAUCUCACUCUCAACAUCUCUCUGUACUUAUUCAAACAGCAUGAGGAGGUACUGUGUUACACACAAGAUAUAUCUCAUUGUGGUUCAUUGUUGACCCCACUUCUAUUAUUUUAAGCACAUACAUUUAAAAUGUAUCUGGAGAAAUCAUGAAAACGUGCUUCAAACAGACUUCACUGAGGUUGAUAGAGGUUGGUUAAUCAAAUAAAAAGCGGGUCCCACUGAUCGUGUCUGUGUGAAGAGAUCCUGGACAAUAACACUGACUUUAUUGUAGGUUUUACCACAAAAACUAGCGAAAUUCUGUAUUUUUCUUCUCGUGAAAAGUCCCAUGAAAAGACCAAAACAGCGGUGAACGAUUCAGUUCCUGUGUGUGUCUCACAGCCUGAUGUCUCUUCUCCCUCUGAGCCGAAGAGCUCCUUUGUUCUCUAGAAACUAUUAAAACCCAUCAGAGAGCCUCGCUGCUGCACUGGGUCACACGUUUCUUCACCACCGUGAACACACACUUAGUAGUAGUUUAUACCGACUCGGUCCCACGCACACACCGACCUGCCGCCUCAAACACUCACUAGAGCUCCACAUGUGGAUUCAUCCACCGCUGAAAGUAGUCCCCAACAAAUGCACUAUUUCCUUGUGUUUGUUUGAUAGAAACUACAGCGAGCAGCUGCCCUUUUUUUUUUUUUCUUCAGUAGGAACCAAUGGGCUUGGAACUAAGAGCCACAGACAGGAAGUCAGGCUGCUUGGUCUUUUCAUGGGAUUUGGUGACGGCAUUAAAAUACAAUAAUUCCAGCCUUGUCCUUUUAAAAGUCCCACUUCCACUCCAUCUCUUGCACGAAUAAUGUUGCUGUUGCUCUUUAUCUCACAACCUUAAACUUAACUUGUACAACAACAGAUCUCAAGUCCUUUACGAGCCCAGCCCUCCUCGGAUCUGCUCAUCCGACAGUGACUUACAUUUAAAAAAAACAUUACACCAAACUGGGAACAAAUCAGUUAAAAGGGAAACAUUGCCACAAAACUGAACUCUUUUUCAUUCGUUCAUUCUGUUCUCAUUCCUUCACACACUAACGUGCUCUGUCACCAGUCUAGUUGUAAUAAGAUCCAGAUCGAGGGCGACCCGUGACUCUGCUUUCCAGGAAACUUUUCAUGAUUACAAGUGGGUGACUGCGUUUAGUUCAGAUGAAAUCACUUUGUGCCCCGAAGAAAAAGUCCUUUUCUCUUCAUUACAACUUUUUCUCAGCUCCUAAUAAGCGCUGGAUGUUUCAAGGGUAAAAGAGGGACAACGAGAUGAAUGUUUAGUUUUACAUUGGUGACAACAGAGAGUUUCAAGCUACUCUAGCAGCACGGCUGUAUAGAUGAGUGUCAGUCAAGUCGCUCCACCGCUUUGGUUCACAUUUAACUAUUUUUAUUGGAUGCACUGCGAGAAAUUUGGUGCAGACAUUCAAUGGACUAUAAUCACUUUGCCGACCUUGCAAGUGGCUUAAAGUGGCCGAACAGUGAUUUAGUUUUGCUAAAGCUGAGUCCCGAGAGUUAAAUUAAAAACAAAAAAGGUCCAAAACAAGCAUUUGUUUUUACAAUUCCCAUAAUGCAUCUUGACAACAUCUUAUGUUAAAGCCUCCCUGCAUGGUUAAUGAGUCUGUCUUUCAAACGCCACACAGCCACUUUGUAACAUGGGCUUUCUGUUAAAGGUGCCCUGCGGACCUUUUCACCACUAGGAGUGCUGCAGAGCAGUGUUUUUAAGAGCGAGUCGACCAUUUUGUUUGUAUUAGUUGCUGUAUGUGUGCGAGCAUGCAGGUGCCAAUAAAUAUGUAGCAAUAUGCCAACAAAAGCACUGAGGAAGAAGACUGCUAGCUCGUAAACAUAGACGUAAACAACAAUUAAACUCCACAGGGCACCUUUUUAAGGAUUCAAGAGCCAAGCUGGGAAAGCCGUAAAGGACAUUAUAUAUCAGGCCUAAAGAAACUAACCAUGACAAGUAAAUGAAUAUAGAGAGCUUCGGCCCCAUGGGACCUUAUUUCGGAAAAAUAUGUUAGUAAAUACGUUAGCUAGCUAGGUAGCCCAGCUAUAUUCCACACACAGAUGUAUCCCACUCGAUGUGUUUAAUCCAACGACUCCUGGUCCUUUAACCUACACAGGGAAGCUCUUUGGCGUUAGCGCAGUCAUUAAGGGAAACGGUUACGACGUCACAUACGCGACUUUUGGGUUUGUGGUCUUUGUUAUUACGUAUUUUCACAGUCUUAUACUUAGUUUUACAACAAACUGCGGCUUUCUUGACUCAGAAUUAUAUUUCAAACAAACAUCAUGCGUGUGAUUCAGGACACUUCAAACUGGAUCAAAACAUUUGUUGUCUCUGGCCGUUGACUACCGUACAUCAUUUAUUCCAAAAUAAGGUCCAAUGUGCGUCCAUUAUAAUCAGUGGAGUGUCCCUUUAACUUGUUUACCUCUCUGCUUGCAUAUCCUCAAACAGCAAAACACCUUGACUCAGUUACCACAGUCAGUCCAGUUUUCACUGUAAAACAAACGGCGGACCUUAACUUUAACUUUUCUCACACUUUGGUUCCUUUACAUCCGGCUGCUAGUGUAGCCGAAGACUCUCAGUCGUGUCCUUUUUCUUUUUAGUUUAUCUGUGUUGUUGCACUUUGGUGAAGUUCCCCUCAAAUCAUUUCAAACGGAUCUGAUGCCAAACCAACACAGUGCUAAAUACAGGCCUUAUCAGACAUGUUUGUUUACUGUGACAGUGGGAAAGGGUAACAAAGAACUAUAUCUUAGAUGCUGUAGUCGUUUCCUUUUUGUUUAAAGUGUCAAUUUAUGAGUUGCAGGACAUUAUUCUGGUUAAUUUAUUGCUAAAUGAAACACGAGAGGUUUGUGUUUGCUCAAGUUUUGUUUCUUGAUGCAACUGCAAUGGAUGCAAUCAAUUUCAAGGAUACUAAGGGAAAAAUGCAUGGGUGAUAUGAAGGUGAUUUUAUACUUGAAUGUAGUAAUUAUGAAUGGCACACAAACUUUUGCUUGCUUGUUUUUAUUAUCAAUAAAUAUUAUUUUGAACAGUA
This is a messenger RNA of Micropterus salmoides (largemouth bass), 4857 nucleotides long. It is a transcript of the gene mfsd11, whose product is annotated as major facilitator superfamily domain containing 11. Bases 312 to 1676 code for a protein of 454 amino acids. The transcript is spliced from 14 exons. Lineage: Eukaryota; Metazoa; Chordata; Actinopteri; Centrarchiformes; Centrarchidae. The record is from RefSeq and is a predicted model, not a curated record.